ACCAAAGCCUUUGGUGUAUGACAGAACCGGUCGAGUGCGAUUUAAUUUUAAAAUUCUGGUUCUCCUUUCUUGAUGUGGGACACAACAAAAUGGUUCUCCAGUAAGAAGAAGAAAAAAAAUCUCCUCUAAGAAACCGUGCGUCUUGCAACUGAAGUCACCAGAAAUCCAGCUGCUUCGGGAUUUAAUGGGCUCUUCCAAAGAUGUUAAGGGACUUGUGAGAAAUCUGCAGCACGGCGAGAAAAUCCGGUGAAAGACAAUGCUAAACUGCAUUAGCGCUGUGCAAGGGUGGACCUAAAAGUUAUGAAGUGGUACCUAUCGUAACAACAAGCAAAUAUUGUUCUCGUUUAUUUAAUCAAGACUCGAACUAAUCAGAUCUUCAAGCAAUGGCAACAGAAGUGGUGUGUGGAUUGAUCUUCAGAUUGCUACUUCCAAUAUGUCUCGUAGCUGCAUGUGUGUUCCGUUACAAUGGGCUCUCUUUUGUCUACCUCGUCUACCUCUUGCUCAUUCCUCUAUUUUCAGAACCCACAAAAACAACGAUGCAAGGACAUACAGGACGGUUAUUAAAAUCCUUGUGUUUCAUCAGUCUAUCAUUCCUGCUGCUGCACAUCAUCUUCCAAAUCACAAUAAACAGCCUUGAAGCUGGAAACAGUAUUGAACCUGGUUUUAACUGUUCUACAUGGGAGAAAACAUUACGACAGAUCGGUUUUGAAAGUGUGAAGGGAGCUGAUGCUGGCAACGUGAUCAGAGUGUUUGUACCAGAUAUUGGGAUGUUCAUUGCUAGCUUGACCAUAUGGCUUGUCUGCAGAAACGUUGUGCUGAAGCCAGUGACAGAGGAUGCAGCACAGUACAACACACAAUUUGAAAAUGAAGAAAUGGCUGGAAGAGAAAAGUUAGAGCCAGAUGAUGCAUUAAUAUGUGAAGAUUUGGAUGGUAGAGAAAAUAGCGAAGAGGAAUUUGAAGAAACCACAAAAUUAAAACUAUUACGCAGAAUUGCCUCAGUGGCUUCCAAAUUGAAAGAGUUUAUUGGAAAUAUUAUAACCACCGCUGGAAAAGUUGUUGUUACAAUUUUACUUGGUUCAACAGGCAUGAUGCUGCCAUCUUUGACGUCAGCUGUGUAUUUCUUUGUAUUUUUGGGGCUGUGUACAUGGUGGUCCUGUUGCCUAGCAUUUGAUCCGCUGAUAUUCAGCUGUCUGUGUGUAUUAAUGGCUAUAUACAGUGCGGGGCACUUGAUUGGACUUUAUCUGUACCAGUUACAAUUCUUUCAGGAAGUUGUUCCUCCAAAGGACUACUAUGCAAGGUUAUUUGGUGUCACUUCAGUAAUUCAAACCAACUGCUCAAGCACCUGGAAGAUCAUAGCAAACCAAGACCUACUCUGGUAUCACCAUGCCAGUCCCAUAUUACUGCUUGUGAUGUACUACACCCUGGCAACUCUUAUUCGCCUUUGGCUACAAGAGCCCGUUGUAAGGGAGAUAGAUGAUGAUGAGAAAUCUGGUAUCAGCGAAGAAGACAAAGAAACAGACUGCAACCCAACCUCAAGGAGACGAAGUUUGUGGUAUGCAAGCCACUACACAGCUGAUGAGAGAAAACUUCUGUCAAUGACUCAAGAUGAAUACAAGUCAUCUGAUGUCCUGCUCGUAACAGUGAAUGGGACUCCUGUAGAUUAUCACACCAUGCACCCCACACUGCACUUGGAGAAUGGCCCUGCCAAAGCUGAUAUGUACUCAACCCCACAGUAUAAAUGGGAGCCAUCAGAUGACAUGUCAGAAAAGAAAGAAGAGGACGAUGAGGAAGAAGAGGAGGAGGAAGAUGUUCAGGAGAAAAAAGAAAAUGUUAAAAUACAUGCUAUGGUCUCUGUCUUCCAUUUUAUCAUGAAACAAAGUUACAUUUGUGCUCUGAUUGCAAUGAUGGCUUGGAGUAUCACUUAUCACAGUUGGUUGACUUUUGUGUUAUUGAUCUGGUCCUGCACGCUUUGGAUGAUUCGUGACCGAAGGAAAUACGCUAUGAUCAGUUCACCUUUCAUGGUUGUUUAUGGAAAUUUGCUGUUAACAUUACAGUAUAUAUGGAGUAUUGACCUCAAUAAUGAUGAGCUUCCUAAAGUUUCUGGAUUUUUAGAAAAGAAGGAUCCUGGGGAAUUAGCAUCAAAGAUCCUUUUCACAAUUACUUUCUGGCUACUGCUUAGGCAACACCUCACAGAGCGGAAAGUGCUUCAGCUAAAAGAAGCUACUUUAGCUGAGGUCAAAGUUGAAGAUGAAGAAAAUGAAGAAAAAGAAGAGGAAUUGCAAGACGGGGAAGUGACAGAGGAAGCAGAUGAAGAAGAUGAGGAUGAACAGGACAUUAUGAAAGUCCUCGGAAACUUGGUGAUGGCUAUGUUCAUUAAGUACUGGAUUUAUGUCUGUGGAGGAAUGUUCUUCUUCGUCAGCUUUGAGGGUAGAAUUGUCAUGUACAAAAUCAUCUAUAUGAUGCUCUUCCUCUUCUGUGUGGCCCUGUACCAGGUACACUAUGAAUGGUGGAGGCGAAUCCUAAAAUAUUUUUGGAUGUCAGUGGUUGUUUACACUAUGCUGGUGCUUAUCUUCAUCUAUACAUAUCAAUUUGAAUCAUUUCCUGGCUUGUGGAUGAACAUGACAGGGCUAGAUGAAAAAAAACUAGAGGAUCUUGGUUUAAAACAGUUUUCUGUGGCUGAGCUAUUCACACGUAUCUUUAUUCCAACCUCUUUCUUAUUGGUGUGUAUAUUACACCUUCAUUACUUCCAUGACCGUUUCCUCCAGCUCACUGACUUAAAAGCUGUAACCAGCAAACAGGACAGCGCUAUUUACAGACUGGUGCACCAAGAUGGAAGUAUGCCUGACAUAACCAUGCUGAAUUUAACUGCCAGCAAGGAAGAGGAUAAAAAUCUGGAAGAGCAUGGUGAUGAAAGAAUGGAAGAGAGAGAUGGGGAGGGAGAGAAAGAUGGGGAUGAAGAAGAGAAAGAGAAAGAGGAGGAAGAGGAAGAGGAGGAUGAUGAAUCUGAUGUAGAAGAAACUUCCGAUUUAAAGAAUAAGUGGCAUCUGGUGAUUGACCGCCUCACGGUGCUAUUCUUGAAAUUCCUGGAAUAUUUUCAUAAACUGCAAGUUUUUGUGUGGUGGCUUUUGGAGCUGCAUAUUAUCAAAAUUGUUUCUUCAUACAUCAUCUGGGUCACAGUGAAAGAGGUGUCUCUGUUUAACUUUGUGUUUUUGAUUGCCUGGGCUCUUGCUUUGCCAUAUGCUCAAUUCCGCCCAUUGGCAUCAAGUGUCUGCACUGUUUGGACAUGUGUGAUUAUCGUCUGCAAAAUGUUAUAUCAGCUCACAUCUAUUGACCCUAGCACCUUUUCCAGUAACUGUACAAUGCCUACAGAAAAUGAAACUGACAUAGGCAGUGAAGAACUGAAGACAUCGCUUCUCUACAGCGCACCCAUUGAUCCUACAGAGUGGGUUGGAUUAAGGAAGUCUUAUCCCCUGCUUGUAUACUUAAGGAAUAACUUACUGAUGCUGGCUAUUCUGGCCUUUGAAGUUACAAUAUACCGGCAUCAGGAGUACUAUAGAUGUCGAAAUAAUCUUACUGUACCUGUGACUAAAACCAUUUUCCAUGAUAUUACAAGAUUACAUUUGGAUGAUGGACUUGUAAACUGUGCCAAGUAUUUCAUAAACUACUUCUUCUACAAGUUUGGGUUGGAGACCUGUUUCCUACUGUCAGUUAAUGUAAUUGGUCAACGAAUGGAUUUCUUUGCCAUGAUUCAUGCCUUCUGGUUAAUUGCUGUAUUAUAUCGACGUAGAAGAAAAGCUAUUGCAGAGAUUUGGCCAAAGUACUGCUGUUUUCUGGCAUGCACCAUUAUAUUCCAGUACUUCAUUUGUAUUGGCAUUCCACCUGCUCCUUGUAAAGACUAUCCAUGGAGAAGCCCUAAUGCCAACUUCAACUCCAACAUCAUAAAGUGGUUAUACUUUCCAGACUUCAUUGAAAGACCAAAUCCUAUUUUUCUUGUCUACGAUUUCAUGUUGCUACUCUGUGCAUCCUUACAAAGACAAAUGUUUGAGGAUGAAAAUAAGGCUGCUGUGCGAAUCAUGGCUGGGGACAAUGUGGAAAUUUGCAUGAACCUUGAUGCAGCGUCAUUUAGCCAGCACAACCCUGUUCCCGACUUCAUUCACUGCCGAUCCUACUUAGAUAUGUAUAAAGUGAUAAUAUUUAGUUACCUCUUCUGGUUUGUGCUUACUAUCAUCUUCAUCACGGGAACUACAAGAAUCAGCAUAUUUUGUAUGGGUUACUUGGUGGCCUGUUUCUAUUUCCUGCUCUUUGGUGGUGAUCUAUUAUUGAAACCUAUCAGAAGCAUUCUGCGUUAUUGGGACUGGCUGAUUGCAUACAAUGUCUUUGUGAUUACAAUGAAAAACAUACUGUCGAUAGGAGCAUGUGGCUACAUUGAGUCAUUAAUACGAAACAGUUGCUGGCUGAUUCAAGCAUUUAGCUUGGCUUGUACGGUUAAAGGAUACCAUCAACCUAAAGAAACUGGAGACUGUAAACUGCCUAGCGGUGAGGCAGGAAUUAUUUGGGACAGUAUAUGCUUUGCUUUCCUGCUGCUGCAGAGAAGAGUCUUCAUGAGCUACUACUUCCUACAUGUGGUUGCUGAUAUAAAAGCUUCACAGAUCCUGGCAUCAAGAGGUGCUGAACUUUUCCAGGCCACAAUUGUCAAGGCAGUAAAGGCAAGAAUUGAAGAAGAGAAAAAAUCAAUGGAUCAAUUGAAGAGACAGAUGGACCGCAUCAAAGCCAGGCAACAAAAAUACAAGAAGGGUAAAGAAAGAAUGCUGAGCAUGACCCAAGAAUCAACAGAAGGGCAAGACAUUCAAAAGGCUUCUGAAGAAGAUGAUGAAGGAGAAGCAGACAAAGAGAAAACCAAGGGCAAAAAAAAGCUGUGGUGGCGGCCUUGGGUUGAUCAUGCUUCCAUGGUCAGAAGUGGAGAUUAUUAUUUAUUUGAAACGGAUAGUGAAGAAGAAGAGGAGGAUGAAAAAAAAGAUGAUGAAGAACCUCGGAGGAGAUCUGCAUUCCAGUUUGUGUAUCAGGCCUGGAUUACUGAUCCUAAAACUGCACUUCGACAGAGGCGCAAAGAAAAGAAAAAGUUUGGGAAGGAAGACAAGCGAAGGCGAAAAGGAUCAGGGGAUGGAGCUACUGAUGUAGAACAUGAAGAGAGAGAAGAUGAACCUGUCAAAAAGAAAUCAGAUGGGCCAGAUAAUAUCAUCAAAAGAAUAUUUAAUAUUUUGAAGUUCACCUGGGUCCUUUUCCUGGCAACACUAGAUAGUUUUACAGCUUGGCUCAAUUCCAUUUCAAGAGAGCACAUUGAUAUCUCUACUGUGCUGAAAAUUGAGAGAUGUAUGCUGACCAGGGAAAUUAAAAAGGGGAAUGUUCCAACUCGUGAGAGCAUCCAUAUGUAUUACCAGAACCAUAUGAUGAAGCUUUCUAAGGAAUCAGGACUGGACACAAUUGAUGAAAAUCCUGGUCAAGAUUCUAGUUUACAGGCAUCUGAGAGGAUGGAUAGUUUAGAUUCAGCUGCUUCUCAUGACAGUAUUUCCAGUGAACCUACCCAGGUCACCCUGCUGUAUUCUCGUCAGGGCACAACAGAAACCAUUGAAGAAGUAGAAGGGGAGCAUGAAGAAGAAGGGACAGGUUCUACAUCAAGACGAGAGGAUGAGGUGGAUGAUUAUGGCUUGGAUUCAGAGGGAGCUGCGUACACAUCUGAUACUGACGUGCCAUCAUACUCUGCUGCGGAUGGCAAUGCUGAAGUCCCACCUUCAUACAGCAAAGCUGUCAGCUUUGGUCAUCUUUCCUUCAGUUCCCAGGAUGACUCUGCUGGCAAAAACUUCAUGAUGGUGAGCCCAGACGACAGUCAAAUUGACAAGCUAAAUGAUACUAUCCUCCCUCCAUUGACACACGACCUGACUGCCAGUGAGCUGCUUCUAAACAAAAUGUUUCGUGAUGAAGAGCUGGAGGAAUCUGAGAAAUUCUACAGUGGUCAGCCUCGACUAUUGCUUCUCGUUUAUGCCCUGUAUAAUACACUAGUGGCCCGGUCAGAAAUGGUGUGUUAUUUUGUGAUUAUCCUUAAUCACAUGAUCUCUGCCUCCAUGAUUACUCUUGUGCUUCCCAUCCUUAUAUUCCUUUGGGCCAUGCUGUCUGUCCCCAGGCCUAGCAAACGCUUCUGGAUGACAGCCAUUGUCUACACUGAGGUGACCAUUGUUAUCAAGUACUUCUUCCAGUUUGGCUUCUUUCCCUGGAAUAAACAUGUGGAUUACACCAAAGAUAAACCUUACCAUCCACCCAAUAUUAUUGGUAUUGAAAAGAAAGAGGGUUAUGUGCACUAUGACCUUGUUCAGCUCCUUGCUUUGUUCUUCCAUCGAUCCAUUUUAAAGUGCCAUGGGUUAUGGGAUGAAGAUGAUGAAGGUGAAAGUUGCAGUAGUAAAGAGGAAUAUGGCGAUGAACUCUCACUGGCAGCAGACAGGAGAGAUUCUGCUGACUCUUUAAAGUCAGUGAACCUUGCGGCUUCUGUGGAGUCCAUACAUGUCCAUUUCCCAGAACAACAGACUGCCAUCAGGAGAAAAAGUUCCAGCAGUGGGUCACAACUUUCACACAGAUCCAGUUUCUCCUCACAGAGGUCAAAGAGAGGGAGUACCAGUACACGAAACAGCAGUCAGAGAGGAAGCAGUGUGUUAAGCAUUAAGCAAAAAUCUAGAAAAGAGCUUCUUAUGGAAAAGUUUCGAGAGCAAAUGGUCAAAGCAAAGGCAUUUACAAUUAAAAAGACUCUUCAAAUAUAUGUGCCCAUCAGACAGUUUUUCUACAAUCUCAUUCACCCGGAAUACAGUGCUGUGACUGAUGUUUAUGUGCUGAUGUUCCUCGCAGAUACUGUGGACUUCAUCAUCAUUGUGUUUGGCUUUUGGGCUUUUGGGAAACAUUCUGCUGCAGCAGAUAUCACCUCUUCAUUAUCAGAAGACCAGGUACCAGAGGCAUUCCUGGUGAUGGUGCUCAUUCAGUUUGGGACCAUGGUGGUAGACCGAGCACUGUACCUCAGAAAGACUGUCAUGGGAAAAGUCAUCUUCCAGGUCAUUCUUGUUUUUGGGAUACACUUUUGGAUGUUCUUUAUCUUGCCUGGAGUAACUGAAAGGAAAUUUAGCCAAAACACAGUUGCCCAGCUCUGGUAUUUUGUGAAAUGUGUUUAUUUUGGGUUAUCGGCAUAUCAGAUUCGUUGUGGUUACCCAACCCGUGUUCUUGGCAACUUCCUCACCAAAAGUUACAACUAUGUAAACCUCUUCUUAUUUCAAGGAUUCCGUCUGGUUCCAUUUUUGACUGAGUUGAGAGCAGUAAUGGACUGGGUUUGGACUGAUACCACUCUGAGCCUUUCCAGCUGGAUCUGUGUUGAGGAUAUUUAUGCUCAUAUAUUUAUCUUGAAAUGUUGGCGAGAGUCUGAAAAGAGAUACCCCCAGCCAAGAGGCCAGAAGAAAAAGAAAGUUGUGAAGUAUGGAAUGGGUGGCAUGAUUGUUGUCUUGCUGAUUUGUAUUGUCUGGUUUCCUCUACUCUUCAUGUCUUUAGUCAAAUCUGUUGCAGGCGUCACCAACAGGCCUCUUGAUGUAUCAAUCACAAUAACCCUCGGAGGUUAUCAGCCUAUUUUUACAAUGAGUGCUCAGCAGAACCAGCUCAAGGAUUUGAAUCAAACUGAGUAUGAUUUGUUUCAAGGAGAAUAUUCGGGUAAUACUGGUGCUUUGCAGUUUCUAGAAAGCUAUGGAAAAGAAGAUAUAACUGUAGCAGAACUAGAAGGGAAUUCAAAUUCAUUGUGGACUAUCAGCCCUCCCAGUAGAAAGAAAAUGAUUCAAGGUCUCCAGGAUUUUUCUGCUGAGUUCACUCUAGUUCUUUCAUGGAGUAUUCAGAGAAACCUCUCUCUUGGUGCAAAAGCAGAAAUAGCAUCGGAUAAGAUUUCCUGUAACCUACUGAACAAAACUAGAGAAAAUAUCGCUACAAUGAUGUCUGGGGAUGACACGGUAAAGAAGGUGAUGCUAGAAAUGAUGUUUCCAUACUACAUCAAGGCACCUAGUGAUUCUCUGGCAAAACCCAUAAAGCAGCUAUGGAAAGAGGGGAGGAUGGAAAACAUCACUGUUUCUCUUGUCAAAAAUGAGUCUAAAGAUGGGGUUCGUGAAUGGUGGGUUCUCAAUCAGCUUGGAAAAAGAUACAGACAGGAAGAAAGUCUUGAACUCUUUGUAUUCAGUGACAAAGUUAGCCCUCCUAGCCUGGGAUUCUUGGCUGGCUAUGGUAUAAUGGGACUUUACGCCUCAGUUGUCCUGGUGAUAGGGAAGUUUGUCCGUGAGUUUUUCAGCGGGAUCUCUCACUCCAUCAUGUUUGAAGAACUACCAAACGUGGACCGUAUCUUGAAGUUGUGUACUGACAUUUUCUUAGUAAGAGAGACUGGAGAACUGGAACUAGAGGAAGACCUGUACGCCAAAUUAAUAUUCCUGUACCGCUCACCAGAGACGAUGAUCAAAUGGACUAGGGAAAAAACUAAUUGAUCUCUUUGAAGUCACACUGCAAAUCAAGUUGACUUCCUCUGAAUUUUAAAAAAGCACAAUAUUCUCAUAAGAGCUAAGCCUUUUAUAGUUAGGUAGCAAUGAUUUUUCACUGACUGAGUCCAGGAAGCUACUUCCUUAGGAAUCCAUGCUGCCUUUCAAAUUAAGGAUUAAUGGUGAAGAAGAUUCGUUUGAUUUUUUUUUUUAAAUGCCCACUCCUCUAAAAUCAGGGGACCUUGUUUUGUAAUUUAAUCAACCAAAUGUUCUGCAUCCUUGACUGGGUAAGUUAAUCUUCCGGACAUUAAAUUUCUACCGUUAAAGAAAAAGGAAAGAAAGAAACGAUCCCUCAGAUGACUUCACUGGACCUUUUCUGGAGUGAUAGUUUGUGCAAUAUGCUGUUGUACGUCACUGACUUUCAAGAUACAGUAAUGGGAAUCUGACUAGCCUUCAGGAUAACCAUGCCAAAAGGCCACAGUGCGAGCUGAAGAAAUGCUAGCCAUAUCCAUUUUUAGAAAAGCAGAGGUUUUGAUGUACAGAAUACUCUGUGGACAACUCUCUGCAAGCAAAAAGAAAACAAGUGACAAUCUCUUUAGUUACCUUAUUUUAUUUGUACUGUCCCAGGAGACAUUUCCAUGAAACAUCAAUGACUUUUCUCAGGAAAAAAAAACUUGGUUUUAGCACUUAGUUAAACCUUAAUGAAUUAUGGAGUAUUGGGAUGUUCUGCUGGGCUAUCUUCCCACAAUUACUGCUUUCCUUUAGACAGAGAAAAACCAACUGAAUGAUUAAGGAGCUGUUUCACUUCUUAUAUCUCUUUGAAGACUGAAUAGUGUGUGCUACUCUGUGCUUCCCCAGUACAUGCUUUUCCCUCCAUUUUGACGAUUUAAGGCAAUGGUUUUGUUAUCUGAUAUUCUCCUUCCAGUGUUUCAGGUAUACAGAAAUGUUUACAUAUUCCAAUUGACAUUUUUACAUCCGAGACGGGUUUUUUAAGUUCCCAAAUAUAGAAGUACAUAUGAGCUUGAAAAAUGGCCUUUUCUUAAAUUACUCUUGUUGGUGUCACAAACGGUUCAUUAGAGAACAUUGUAGCAUGAAAAUUUAUGAUUGCAAUGUAGGUUUAAUUCCAUGUUAAAAAAAUGCAAUUUCUGAAAAACAAACUCCUUGAGUGGGUGGGUAUGGUACAAGGUUAGACUGUGUAGUUUUGAUUCAGUAAUGACUUAAAAUAAAGCACAUGAUGCAAAGUCAUUUUAGAGGUAUUUUUUCUUCUUCCUCUUUACACUAAAUGGGAAAUGUCUUUAUAUAGUUAAC
Messenger RNA from Gopherus evgoodei (Goodes thornscrub tortoise), 9845 nucleotides. RefSeq names its product piezo type mechanosensitive ion channel component 2 (gene PIEZO2). Lineage: Eukaryota; Metazoa; Chordata; Testudines; Testudinidae. The record is from RefSeq and is a predicted model, not a curated record. Gene Ontology annotation, molecular function: monoatomic cation channel activity; mechanosensitive monoatomic ion channel activity. Gene Ontology annotation, biological process: detection of mechanical stimulus; regulation of membrane potential; cellular response to mechanical stimulus. Bases 384 to 8546 code for a protein of 2720 amino acids. Gene Ontology annotation, cellular component: plasma membrane. The transcript is spliced from 52 exons.